Molecule: messenger RNA, 1315 nt
Organism: Callorhinus ursinus (northern fur seal)
Lineage: Eukaryota; Metazoa; Chordata; Mammalia; Carnivora; Otariidae
Gene: DHRS7
Product: dehydrogenase/reductase 7
Molecular function (GO): oxidoreductase activity
Source: RefSeq, a predicted model, not a curated record
AGGCUCUCCAGCCCUGAGGGAGGCGGCCGAGCUGAGUCCUGCGCGCUGCUCCGCGGCUCCGACGCGGUCGGUCUUUCCUCCCGCGAAGCCGGGCGCGCGCGGCCGCGAUGAGCUGGGAGUUGCUGCUGUGGCUGCUGGCGCUGUGCGCGCUCCUCGCGCUCGUGGUGCAGCUGCUGCGCUUCCUGCGGGCGGAUGGCGACCUGACCCUGCUGUGGGCCGAAUGGCAGGGGCGACGCCCAGAAUGGGAGCUGACUGAUAUGGUGGUAUGGGUGACUGGAGCAUCGAGUGGGAUCGGCGAGGAGCUGGCUUGCCAGCUGUCUAAACUGGGAGUCUCCCUUGUGCUGUCAGCCAGAAGAGUGCAGGAGCUGGAAAGGGUGAAAACAAGGUGCCUUGAGAAUGGCAAUUUAAAAGAAAAAGAUAUACUUGUUUUGCCGCUUGACCUGACUGACAGAAGUUCCCACGAAGCAGCUACCAAAGUGGUUCUCCAGGAGUUUGGUAAAAUCGACAUUCUGGUCAACAAUGCUGGAAGAUCCCAGCGUUCUCUGUGCGUGGACACCAGCCUGGAUGUCUUCAAGGAGCUCAUAGAACUUAACUACUUAGGGACGGUGUCCUUGACAAUGUGUGUUCUGCCUCACAUGAUCGAGAGGAAGCAAGGAAAGAUUGUUAUUGUGAAUAGCCUCCUGGGUAUCUUGUCUAUGCCCCUUUCUAGUGGAUAUUGUGCCAGCAAACAUGCUCUGCGGGGUUUUUUUAAUUGCCUCCGAGCUGAACUUGCUGCAUACCCAGGUAUAGUAGUUUCUAACAUUUGUCCAGGACCUGUGCAAUCAAAUAUUGUGAAGAAUUCCCUAACCGAAGAAGUCCAAAAGACUUUAGGCGUUGAUACAGUCCAGUCCCACAAGAUGGCAACCAGUCGUUGUGUGCGGCUGAUGUUAAUCAGCAUGGCCAAUGAUUUGAAAGAAGUUUGGAUCUCGGAUCACCCUUUUUUGUUAGUAACAUAUUUUUGGCAAUAUAUGCCAACCUGGGCCUGGUGGCUAACCAACAAAUUAGGGAAGAGAAGAAUUGAGAACUUUAAGAAUGGUUUGGAUGCAGAUGUCUCUUACUUUAGAACCUGGAAGACAAAACAUGACUGAAGGAGGAGUACUUGUAUUUUUUAAGCCAUGGAGGUAGAAAUGAAAACAGCAACCUUCUUAUACACUGAAGACUAACUUCUGAUUUUACUUUUCAGUAGAUACAAUUUUCUUUGAACAUGUAAGAAUUAAUAAAAGAUUCUCAUGAAUCAUGCAAUAAAGAUAUUAAUACAUACUGCAUUCUUGGACAA